AUGAUCGAGGACGAAAUCUACAAGGCUUCAACCCAGUUCCGGAUAUGGUCAUUCACGAAGGAAUCUCUACAUUCAUUGCGAGCGAAUACAAAUGCGGUUGCUAGUGAGCGUCUUCGCGCCGUGCAGCAUCGAGCACGCGAGGCACCCAGGUCUGCCACUCCGUCGACAAGUGGCAAUCUGACUCCCAACCCAAGCGACAAUGAAACAAAAGUGGAGGCUGUCCUUGGGAAGGAUAUUGAAUGUCUUUCCGCCGAGGAAGAGCUUAUGUUUGUGAGAUAUUAUUGCGAACAAGCCUUGGAGCUUGGGGACAAUUAUAAACCACCCUUACCAACUAUGGUCAGGGCAACCGCUAUCCAAUAUCUUCGUCGAUUUUAUCUUACGAAUUCCGUCAUGACCUACCACCCUAAGACGAUUAUGCCCUGCGCACUUUUCCUCGCUACGAAGACCGACAAUUAUUAUCUUUCCUUGCGCGAAUUCGCAAAAGCAGUGCCAAAGAUAGAGAAACCCGAAGAGGUCAUAGCUCCCGAGUAUACCUUGACCCAAGGCCUCAGAUACACGUUUGAUGUCCGUCAUCCUUUCCGCGGUCUCGAAGGCGGUAUCAUGGAACUCCAAGCAAUUGCCUUGGGUGAAGGGAAGCCUGCCCCAUAUCAUGCAGGACAGACAUCCGAAAGCAUGAAACAGGCAAUCCAUAGUAUUGCGCCGCUGUCUUCCUCGGAUAGAGUAUCUAUAUCUUCUCGGAUAUCGGCCGCCCAUGGGAAAGCACGAGAACUACUGAAGACGGCAGCACAAAUGACAGAUGCCUAUUUCUUCUAUACCCCAUCACAGAUAUGGCUUGCCGCUCUUUUUGUCGCUGACAAACCUCUCACUCAAUUCUACCUUGACACGAAGUUAGGACCAGGCGCGACGACGGUCGAUGCCGGCAACCCACUAGAAAUGAUUCGCACGAAGUUGAUGUCUACACUAUCCGACUGCUCGAUGCUAUUGGAGUCUUAUAGCCCUCUCUCGUCCAAUCCUGAGAUGAUUAAGGACCUGAAACGUAUAGCGAAGAAGGUAUAUCAAUGCCAAAUGGUUGAAAAAUUAGAUCCUGCAGCGCCCGGCAGCGGACAAAAACGCUCAACUGGGAAACUUCCUGGAGCUGAAGGUACAUCAGAAAGUGAACUGGAGAGAGCGGCUAAAAAACGUCGCCUGGAGCGCGAGAAGCGCGAACAAGAAAGCAAGGAUAUCUUUGGCGGAGAACUGGUGACGCAACGGAGCAAAACAGGUGAAAAAUGA
Talaromyces atroroseus is the source of this 1272-nucleotide messenger RNA. RefSeq lists its product as hypothetical. Lineage: Eukaryota; Fungi; Ascomycota; Eurotiomycetes; Eurotiales; Trichocomaceae. Gene Ontology annotation, molecular function: cyclin-dependent protein serine/threonine kinase regulator activity. The record is from RefSeq and is a predicted model, not a curated record. Bases 1 to 1272 code for a protein of 423 amino acids. Gene Ontology annotation, biological process: regulation of transcription by RNA polymerase II; regulation of cyclin-dependent protein serine/threonine kinase activity. The transcript is spliced from 2 exons. Gene Ontology annotation, cellular component: transcription factor TFIIK complex; nucleus.